Eremothecium cymbalariae DBVPG#7215 is the source of this 1389-nucleotide messenger RNA. RefSeq names its product U4/U6-U5 snRNP complex subunit PRP31 (gene PRP31). The record is from RefSeq and is a predicted model, not a curated record. The coding region runs from base 1 to 1389 and encodes 462 amino acids. Lineage: Eukaryota; Fungi; Ascomycota; Saccharomycetes; Saccharomycetales; Saccharomycetaceae. Gene Ontology annotation, cellular component: precatalytic spliceosome; U4/U6 x U5 tri-snRNP complex; U4 snRNP. The transcript has a single exon. Gene Ontology annotation, biological process: spliceosomal tri-snRNP complex assembly; mRNA splicing, via spliceosome.
AUGGAUCUUUUAAAUGAGUUAGAUAACGACUUUAGUGAGGUAUAUGAGUCCGAAACUGAAGCGGUCGUGAAGCAAGCAGUACCCAGAGAAGGUAAUGUUGAUACGUUUCCCGAUAAACUGGCACAGUUGAUUAAGAAUUCCAAGAGCAAUGCAGGUGCAAUGCGAAGUUUUAUUAUGCCGUUGGCAGUGGAGAUACAUUUAUGGGUUUUAGAUGGUAACCCAGAGUUGAAAGUUCUGAACCAGCUACAGCGGUUGAUACAGGAUGAAAUCCUCUCAGUGUACAACGAGGUGGUAUCUAAUUAUAAUAAGAGAUUUCCAGAACUGCCAAAUGUUGUGUCGGAACAGGAGAAGUACGUUUCUGUGGUGAAAGAAUUGGAGGCGCGUCCCGAUGUUCCAGAACUGGGGAAGCUGUUGAAUAAGGAACAAAUGCUGCUGGUGUCUAUGACGAUGCAAACGGGGUUUCACAAGGAGUAUAAGGUAGAUUCCCCUGUUAUUGCGGAGUUAAUUGAUCAGUACGAGGUUCUACACGCACUCAAAAGCGACAUUACCACGUAUAUUUCAAAGAAAAUGCACACAAUUGCCCCAAACGUAUGUGCCUUGGUUGGCCAGGAGGUCGCUGCUGCGCUGCUAACGUACACAGGAGGUAUGAAGGAAUUGAGCGAAAUACCUAGCUGUAACCUAGCCUCUAUUGGCAAGACCAAACACCUCUCCCAUGUGCAACAGCUGGACACCUCUGGCGUACGACAGAAGGGAUAUAUCUUUGACUGCGAAUUGGUGCAAUCGCAACCGGAAGCAUUACAGAAGCAAGCUCUGCGCAUGAUAUGCGCCAAGUUAGCUCUGGCAUCCAGGGUCGACUAUUUACACCACCAAGAAAACACACACGGUUCCUUGGGCGCAACCUGGAAAGAAGAAAUUCUUGACAAGCUUAACAAGAUCCAAGAUCAUCCUAACAUCGCCAAUGUCAAACCGUUACCAAUACCUGAAGAUAAGCCGAAAAAACAACGUGCAGGACGUAGAUUCAGGAAGUACAAGGAAAAGUUCCGCCUCUCCAACCUCCGCCAACUGCAGAAUAGAGUUGAAUUCGGCGUACAAGAGGUGACUUCUUUAGAUAUCUUUGGCGAAGAAGUAGGUAUAGGAAUGGCCACAUCUUCCACAUCCAUAGCAGCAGCCAGCAACAAGAAUGCAGCGAAGCUGCGUAAGAAAAUGAAGGGAAGAGUAGAAAUGGCAAAUAAGGAAUCUGCAGUCUUUUUUGAAUCUGAUGAACGAGCAACAAUGUCAAACCUAUCUGCCCCCAGCAUCGGUGUCACAGAAUACAAUACUGAUAGCACCAAAAAACAAGAGAAACACACCCAAACGAACCAGUGGUAUGCAAAGCAUCUAAAGAAAUAG